UCCUUGUGUGUUUGAGCCGGAACUAUGGGAUUGUUUGACAAGCUAGCAGGAUGGCUUGGGCUGAAGAAAAAGGAGGUUCACGUUUUGUGCCUUGGCUUGGACAAUAGCGGAAAAACGACGAUCAUAAACAAACUCAAACCUUCAAAUGCUCAAACUCAGGACAUCGUUCCAACAAUAGGAUUCAGUAUAGAGAAGUUCAAGACAUCGAGUUUGUCUUUCACAGUGUUUGAUAUGUCAGGUCAAGGGAGAUACAGAAACCUCUGGGAACAUUACUACAAAGAAGGCCAAGCCAUUAUUUUUGUCAUUGAUAGCAGUGACAAAUUAAGAAUGGUUGUGGCCAAAGAAGAACUUGACACCCUUCUGAAUCAUCCAGAUAUUAAGCACCGUCGACUGCCUAUUCUCUUCUUUGCUAACAAGAUGGACCUCAGGGACGCGAUAUCAUCUGUGAAAGUAUCUCAGUUACUGUCAUUAGAAAAUAUCAAAGACAAGCCCUGGCAUAUCUGUGCCAGUGAUGCCCUGAAAGGAGAAGGAUUACAAGAAGGUGUGGAUUGGCUCCAAGAUCAGAUCCAAGCAAUGAAGACAUGAGAGAUUAAGAGAUGUAUGGCAUUCUUUUACAAACUUUGUCAGUAGGUGUACAAGUUCCUUGGAAAGGAAGAAUGAUUUUAAGAAAAUGAACAGUUCAGCUAAAAUAUACUGUGUUGACUUGUUUCCUUUUAGUAUCUCUUCCAGGAAAACUGGAACCUCAGGUAUGCACAUUGAUGAAUUAAAUUGAAUCUUGUGACCGGAGAGCAUAUUUUUAAAAAAAAGAUUUGUGUUAAUGAUAAACACCUGCAUUCAUUUCAGUUUUA
Molecule: messenger RNA, 848 nt
Organism: Egretta garzetta (little egret)
Lineage: Eukaryota; Metazoa; Chordata; Aves; Pelecaniformes; Ardeidae
Gene: ARL6
Product: ADP ribosylation factor like GTPase 6
Exons: 7
Coding region: 25-585 (186 amino acids)
Biological process (GO): protein localization to cilium; cilium assembly; vesicle-mediated transport
Cellular component (GO): axoneme; cytoplasm
Molecular function (GO): GTPase activity; GTP binding
Source: RefSeq, a predicted model, not a curated record